AUGGAAGGAAAUGAGACGUCUAUCACACAAUUCAUCCUACUGGGAUUUCCACUCAGUCCCCAGAUGCAGAUGCUCCUCUUUGCCCUCUUCUCCCUGUUUUACACCUUCACUCUGCUGGGAAAUGGCACUAUCUUGGGGCUUAUCUGCUUGGACUCCAGACUCCACACUCCUAUGUAUUUCUUCCUGUCCCAACUGGCUAUUGUUGACAUAGCCUAUGCCUGCAACACGGUGCCCCAGAUGCUGGUCAACCUCGUGGAUCCAGACAAGCCCAUCUCCUUUGCUGGUUGCAUGACACAGACCUUUCUCUUCUUGACUUUUGCACACACAGAAUGUCUCCUCCUGGUGGUGAUGUCCUAUGAUCGGUAUGUGGCCAUCUGCAACCCCCUCCGAUAUUCUGCCAUCAUGAGCUGGAGAGUUUGUAUUACCCUGGUGGUAACUUCCUGGAUUUUAGGAGUCCUCUUGGCCUUAGUCCAUUUAAUAUUACUUUUACCAUUACCUUUCUGUGGGUCUCAGAAAGUGAAUCAUUUUUUCUGUGAAAUUAUAGCUGUUCUCAAACUUACCUGUGCAGAUACCCACAUCAAUGAACUCAUGGUUUUGGCUGGUGCAGUGUCUGUGCUUGUGGGACCAUUUUCUUCAAUUGUGGUAUCUUAUGUUCAUAUUCUGUGUGCCAUCCUGAAGAUUCAGUCAGGGCAUGGGUGCCAGAAAGCCUUCUCCACCUGCUCCUCCCACCUCUGUGUGGUUGGACUUUUUUAUGGCACAGCCAUUGUCACGUAUAUUGGGCCUCAACAUGGGAAUUCCAAGGAGCAGAAGAAAUAUCUCCUGUUGUUUCACAGUCUUUUCAAUCCCAUGCUCAACCCGCUGAUCUAUAGUCUGAGGAACAAUGAGGUCAAAAGUGCUCUGAAGAGGGUGCUCAUAAAAGAGAGUGCUUCAUGA
Messenger RNA from Nannospalax galili (Upper Galilee mountains blind mole rat), 933 nucleotides. RefSeq names its product olfactory receptor 13-like. Gene Ontology annotation, biological process: G protein-coupled receptor signaling pathway. Gene Ontology annotation, cellular component: membrane. The record is from RefSeq and is a predicted model, not a curated record. Lineage: Eukaryota; Metazoa; Chordata; Mammalia; Rodentia; Spalacidae. Gene Ontology annotation, molecular function: olfactory receptor activity; G protein-coupled receptor activity. Bases 1 to 933 code for a protein of 310 amino acids. The transcript has a single exon.